AUGGCUGAGUCUUGUGGUGGUGUAGUCCAAGGGCUGAACGGCAGCAUAGAGUCGCCGGGUUUCCCCCACGGCUAUCCCAACUAUGCCAACUGCACAUGGCUGAUAAUAACAGGGGAGAGGAACCGAAUCCAGCUGACCUUUGUCACGCUGGCUCUGGAGGAAGACUUUGAUAUUGUAUCAGUUUACGAUGGACAACCGUCACCCAGCAACUUAAAAUUGAGGUUGUCAGGAUUCAUGCUGCCAUCCCCCAUCGUCAGCAGUGGAUCUAUAUUGGCCUUGUGGUUUACCACAGACUUUGCUGUCAGUGCUCAGGGCUUCAAGGCUGUAUACGAAGUCUUGCCUAGCCACACAUGUGGCACCCCCGGCCUUAUCCCAAGCGGAGUCAUUCAUGGUUUGCGGUACAACAUGGGUGACAAGAUCCGAUACAGCUGUGAGUCAGGUUUUGUACUGGAGGGACACAGCAUCCUCACGUGUAUUGUAUCAGCUGGCAGUGGAGCGCAGUGGGACUUCCCCUCACCUUUUUGUCGAGCGGAGGGAGCAUGUGGCGGUACGUUGCGAGGCACUGCAGGUUCAAUAACCAGCCCUGGAUACCCGGCGGAGUACGACAACAACCUGGACUGCACGUGGUCAAUCCUCUCCGAACCCGGGGACACGAUAGCUCUCGUGUUCACCGACUUCUUAUUCGAGGACAAGUACGACUUCCUGGAAAUCAGCGGGACAGAAGCACCGAGCAUAUGGCUGACUGGUACCACCCUGCCCUCACCGGUGAUAUCAAAUAAGAACUGGCUUCGGAUACAUUUCACCUCAGAUAGCAACCAUCGGAGAAAAGGAUUCAGCGCUCAGUACCAAGUGAAAAAAGCAAUAGAGUUGAAGUCCAGAGGGGUGAAGAUGAUGCCCAGUAAAGACUCCAGUCACAAAAAUGCUGUCUUGAGUCAGAGUGGUCUUGCUGGUGAUGUCUGUCCAGACCCUGGAGUUCCAGAAAAUGGCAAGAGGAUGGGCUCAAUCUCCCAAAUUGGAUCCAGCGUCCAGUUCAGUUGUGAUGACAGCUAUGUACUCCAAGGAUCUAAAAGUAUCACCUGUCAACGAGUCACUGACACACUGGCUGCCUGGAGUGACCACAGACCCAUCUGCAGAACUCGUACCUGUGGCAGCAAUCUAAGGGGGCCCAAGGGGGUCAUAACUUCUCCUAACUACCCGGUUCAAUAUGAGAACAACGCACACUGUGUGUGGGUCAUCACUGCAAUGGAGUCUGGGAAGGUGAUAAAGCUGUCAUUUGAAGAGUUUGACCUGGAAAGAGGAUAUGACACACUGACUGUGGGAGAUGGAGGGAAGAUAGGAGACACUCGGAGGGUACUCUACGUACUUACUGGUUCCAGUGUCCCUGACCUCAUCGUUAGCUUGUCCAAUCAGAUGUGGCUACACCUGCAGUCAGACGACACAAUCGGCUCAGCAGGGUUCAAGGCAGUCUAUGAAGAGAUCGACCGGGGAGGCUGUGGGGAUCCUGGGGUGCCGGCAUUUGGUCGUCGAAGCGGCGAUCGCUUCCAACACGGUGAAGUGUUGACUUUCUUUUGCCAGUCGGCUUUUGAACUGGUGGGAGAAAAGACCAUCACGUGCCAGCACAAUAACCAGUGGUCUGGCAACAAACCCAGUUGUACCUUUUCAUGUUUCUUCAACUUCACGUCGCCAUCCGGGACUGUAUUGUCCCCAAACUACCCCGAGGAGUAUGGGAACAACCUGAACUGUGUGUGGUUGAUUAUCUCGGAGCCGGGAAGCCGCAUUCAUCUCCUCUUCACUGACUUUGAACUGGAGCCACAGUUCGACUGGUUGGUGAUCAAAGAUGAAGGCCUGUCUGAGCCAACAACAUUUGGGACGUUCUCGGGCAAAGAUGUUCCAUCACAGAUCGCCUCGAAUGGACACAUCAUGAGACUGGAGUUUCAAUCUGAUCACUCCAAUACUGGAAAAGGCUUCAAUAUCAGCUACACCACAUUUGGGCAGAAUGAAUGUCAUGACCCAGGAGUUCCUGUCAAUGGUCAAAGGUAUGGCGACCAAUUCCAGCUGGGCAGCUCUGUGGCUUUUCGCUGUGAUCAGGGAUUCAUUAGGACACAGAUCACUUGCAUCAUCCAGGAUGGAAAUGUAGUUUGGUCGGCGGCUGUUCCUCGCUGUGAAGCCCUUUGUGGGGGUUAUAUUUUUGGUAAAACAGGGACGAUCCUGUCUCCUGGCUUUCCUGACUUUUACCCCAAUUCUCUUAACUGCACCUGGACUAUAGAGGUGUCUCAUGGCAAAGGAGUCCAUUUGGUUUUCCACACGUUCCAUCUGGAGGAGAACCAUGACUACCUUUCCAUCACGGAGGACAGCAACUUCCUGGUUCCAGUAGCUCGACUCACUGGCUCAGUGCUGCCCCCUAGUGUCAAAGCGGGACUGUACGGAAACUUUAGCGCCCAGCUACGUUUCAUAUCGGAUUUUUCCAUGAGUUAUGAAGGAUUUAAUAUGACCUUUUCUGAAUAUGACUUGGAGCCAUGUGAGGAUCCCGGCGUACCGGCGUACAGCAGGAGGAUGGGUUUUAGAUUUCGAGUUGGCGACUCGUUGGACUUCACUUGCUUCCCUGGCUACCGACUUGAGGGGGAGAGCAAGAUAACUUGUCUGGGAGGAGGGAGACGAGUCUGGAGCAACAUACUCCCCAGAUGUAUAGCGGAGUGUGGAGCGUCUUCACUCGGACCGGAAGGUGUUCUGCUCUCUCCUAACUUCCCCUCCAACUAUGACAACAACCACGAAUGUAUCUACCGCAUCACCACCGAAAAGGGCAAAGGAAUCAGGCUGAAAGCUGAGAGCUUCUCAUUGCUAGAUGGAGACUAUCUCAAGGUAUAUGAUGGAGAAAACACUUCAUCCCGUCUCCUUGGCAACUUUACACAUGAGGGCAUGAUGGGUCCCGUCAUCAACAGUACGUCCAAUCGCCUGUGGCUUGACUUCAACAGCAACGCCUCUGGAACCAAUCAGGGCUUUCGCCUCACAUACACAAGUUUUGACCUAGUACGCUGCGAGGAACCUGGAGUCCCCAGUUACGGCUAUAAGAUCCAAGAUGACGGCCAUUAUGCCAGCACCUUUGUCCUGUACUCCUGCAACCCUGGGUACAGUCUCUACGGCUCCAGUACCCUGACCUGUCUGAGCGGGGACAGACGUGUCUGGGACAAACCUCUUCCUUCCUGUAUCGCGGAGUGUGGAGGUCACAUCGCGGGAGCUGUGUCUGGACGGAUUCUGUCUCCAGGAUAUCCCGCUCCAUAUGAAAACAACCUCCACUGUACAUGGACUAUAGAGGCUGACACCGGCAAAACUAUCAGCCUCCACUUCAUCGUCUUUGACACUGAGGUCGGCCAUGAUAUUCUCAGAGUUUGGGAUGGUCCAUCGGGACCGUCAGAUGGGGAUCCUGUUGAAAGAAUGGUCCGCCCAGCCUUACCUGAGGAUGUCCACUCAACGUUCAACAUACUCACACUGCAGUUUGAUUCUGAUUAUUUCAUCAGCAAGCAAGGGUUUUCCAUACAGUUUUCCACCACUACAGCAACGACGUGCAAUGACCCGGGCAUCCCUGUGAAUGGCUCUCGGUACGGGGACAGUAAGGAGCCCGGUGACAGCAUGACGUUCCAGUGUGAUCCGGGCUACCAGCUGCAGGGUCUGGACACCGUCACAUGUGUACGCAUGGAUAACAGAUUCUACUGGCAACCCGACCCCCCAACGUGUGUCGCGACAUGUGGGGGCAACGUCAGCGGUCCUUCGGGAGUAAUUCUGUCUCCCAACUACCCCCAGCCUUACCCCGCUGGGAAAGAGUGUGAUUGGAGAAUCAGGGUUAACCCUGACUUUGUCAUUGCUCUCAUCUUCAAAAGUUUCAACAUGGAGCCAAGUUACGACUUCCUGCACAUCUACGAGGGUGAAGACUCUAAUGGACUGUUACUAGCAAGUCUCCAAGGCAACCAGGCCCCAGAGCGAAUAGAGAGCAGCAGUAACAGUCUCUUCCUGGCAUUCAGAUCUGAUGCCUCACUGGGCAUGUCUGGGUUCGCCAUCGAAUACCGAGAAAAACCAAGAGAAGCCUGUUUUGACCCUGGUAACAUUAUGAAUGCCAGUCGCACAGGAUAUGACUAUAAACUGGGAUCUCAGGUCUCCUACAACUGUCACCAUGGCUACACAAUAAUGGGCGGGGAUACCAUCACCUGUGUCAUGGGGAAUGAUGAGAAGCCGGUGUGGGACAGGGCUCUGCCAUCGUGUAAAGCUCCUUGUGGAGGACAGUAUGGAGGAUUGGAAGGAGUUGUUUUGUCUCCAAACUAUCCUCUAAACUACACCACGAGACAGACCUGCUCCUCCUACAUCACUGUGUCCACACAGUUUGUGGUAUUUGGUCAGUUUGCUGUUUUCCAGACAGCAAUGAAUGACUCUGUGGAGCUGUUUGACGGAGCCAAUGAGAAUGCUCGAUUGCUCAGCUCCCUGGCUGGGUCACAUUCAGGAGAGACGUUGCCAUUGGCAACUUCCAACCAGAUCAUGCUGCGGUUCAAUGCUAAGAGUGGCCAAUCGGCUAAAGGCUUUCACUUCGUCUUUCAAGCUGUUCCUCGCACCAGUGACAGCCAGUGCAGUUCGGUGCCGGAGCCUCGGUACGGCAGGCGCAUCGGUUCAGAGUUCUCGACUGGCUCUGUAGUCCGGUUCGAGUGCAGUCCAGGGUAUCUCCUGAAGGGCUCCAGUGCUAUCUGGUGCCAGGCCGUGCCAGGCGCCCUGGCACAAUGGAAUGCAACAACACCAACCUGUAUGGUUCCCUGCAGUGGCAAUUUGACUGAGCGACGCGGUACGAUACUGUCUCCGAGCUAUCCUGAACCCUACCCAAACAGUCUCAACUGCCUGUGGAGGAUCCAUGUCAGUGAAGGGGCUGGGAUACAGAUCCAAGUGAUGACAUUUGCUACUGAGCACAACUGGGACUCUCUGGAGAUCUACGAUGGAGGAGAUGUGACAGCUCCUAAAUUAGGGUCAUUUUCUGGAACAACAGCUCCCGCCCUCCUCAACUCAACGUCCAAUCAGCUCCUUCUGCACUUUCAGAGUGACAUCAGUGUUGUGGCAGCAGGUUUUCACCUAGAAUACAAGACUGUUGGUCUUACCACUUGUCCAGAGCCAAUGAUACCAGCCAAUGGCAUUAAAGCAGGGGACAGAUACAUGGUUAAUGAGGUGGUGGCAUUCACCUGUGAGCCGGGGUACACAUUACAGGGCCACUCGCACAUUUCCUGCAUGCCUGGGACUGUGCGCCGAUGGAAUUACCCACCUCCUCUUUGCAUCGCUCGUUGCGGCGGGGUGUUCUCUGAGAUGAGUGGUGUCAUUCUCAGUCCGGGUUUCCCUGGCAACUACCCCGGCAACCUGGACUGCACCUGGCAAAUCACCCUGCCCACUGGAUAUGGAGCCCAUAUUCAGUUUCAAAACUUCUCUUCUGAAGACAACCAUGACUUCCUAGAGGUCAGGGCUGGACCACAGCACAGCUCUGCUCUUAUUGGACAGUUCACUGGCUCGCAGAUCCCACCCCCAUUGCUGAGCACUACCCACCUCACGGUCAUCCACUUCUACAGUGACCACUCAGAGAACCGGCCAGGCUUCAAACUGACCUAUCAGGCCUAUCAACUUCAAAACUGCCAGGACCCCUUUCCCUUCCCAAACGGUGACAUCAUCAACAGUGACUAUCGUGCUGGCCAAUCAGUAACCUUUAACUGCUACUCUGGUUAUGUUUUGAUCGGACACCCAGUACUAACAUGCCUGCACGGGACCAACCGGAAGUGGAACAACCCAUUCCCACGCUGCGAGGCUCCUUGUGGCUAUAAUGUGACAGCUGAAAACGGGACAAUCUACUCACCUCAGUAUCCCAAUGAAUACCCCAACUCUCAAGAUUGCAGCUGGUUCCUCACCGUUCCACACGGACAUGGAGUUUAUAUAAACUUCACCUUAUUGCAGACUGAGCCUGUCACUGAUUACAUCGCUGUCUGGUAA
Molecule: messenger RNA, 6003 nt
Organism: Pseudoliparis swirei
Lineage: Eukaryota; Metazoa; Chordata; Actinopteri; Perciformes; Liparidae
Product: CUB and sushi domain-containing protein 1-like
Exons: 42
Coding region: 1-6003 (2000 amino acids)
Source: RefSeq, a predicted model, not a curated record